This is a messenger RNA of Trematosphaeria pertusa, 1774 nucleotides long. RefSeq lists its product as uncharacterized. The record is from RefSeq and is a predicted model, not a curated record. The coding region runs from base 175 to 1407 and encodes 410 amino acids. The transcript is spliced from 5 exons. NCBI's taxonomy places the organism in Eukaryota, Fungi, Ascomycota, Dothideomycetes, Pleosporales, Trematosphaeriaceae.
GCAACAGGCUAUUUGCUCGCCAUACGGCCUGGCACUAUCUUGCUAGCUGAUUCCUCAUCAAGCGCCUCCCUCCGCCUAAAUUUUCGGCAGCGAUGUGAAGCUCUUCUAGCCCUUCAGCCUCCACAACGCCACUUACACCACUUGUACUCGGCCACCGAGGUCGCAUUAUGAGCCAUGUCGGCCUUCACGCCAGAAGAGCUGGCGUACAUGGAAGCGCAUAUCCAUGAUUCGAGAGUCUCAGAGAUACAUUGGGUCUACAGUGUGCCCAUCGCUUGCGCGACCAUCUCAACAGGACUGCGGCUAUGGGCGAAAAGAGCCGGAAGGAACGGAAUCACAUUGGAUGACUGGUUGAUUGUCUUCGCAACAAUAUGUCUGAUAGGACAGUGCGCGAGUGGCCUGGGAUAUGGCCCACCGCACGGUAUGGGCCGGCAUGUAAUCGCUGUCGCUCCUCAUGACUUGAUGAUGGUCCGAAAGGGCGACUACGUCUUCAGUCAUUUUUACGAUAUUGCUCUCGUCACUGUUAAACUUGGUAUUCUCGCCUUCUACUACCGCGUCUUCGUCGUCCCUCUGUUCCGGAAGGUCGUAUUAGCCACCGCAGCGUUCAUCAUUGCAUGGGGAAUCGGCAUUACGGUUACCUUGGCCCUUGUUUGCCGGCCCAUUGAAGCGUUCUGGGACAGCAACGUCAAGGGAGAUUGCCUGCACCUCGUCACCUUCACGUACUUCACCAACAUCUCGAACCUCAUCACCGACAUCUGGAUCUUCCUGAUGCCAGUACCAGUAAUAUGGCACUUGCAACUGCAGACAAAGAAGAAGCUUCUUCUAUGCUUGAUCUUCUCGAUCGGUUUAGCAACCUGCAUCGUCUCCUCCAUCCGCCUCACCGUCGUCCUCGGCCACGGCUACCCCGACUUUACAUGGUCAUACGUUCCCCUAGGCGCAUAUUCCGCCUUCGAGCCCCUCGGCGGCAUUCUCUGCACCAACCUUCCCAUAAUUUGGCACAUGUGGCGGAAACGCCGGCCACUCCUACCUGGCUCCUCAGCCUUCAAGUCGCACCCCUCCACGACCGCAACCCCCGGCUCCGGCGAAUCGAGGCGAAGCCGGAUCGCCCGCUCGCUGGGCCUCAGCAACGCCGACCAGACUGGCACCGACAGCCAGGCGCGCACUAUACUGGGUAUUGAGGAAGAGGGACACGCUGCGUGGAGUCCGGAGAUGCAGGAUAACCCUGCGCAGCCAGAACGCGCGCAAUUCUGGAAAACGGUGGAGCGGGUCCGCACGAAUACCCAAGAGACGGCAGGCUCAGGUAGCGACAUUGCGGAGAUUCCGGCACAAGGACAGGUUCGCGGCCAAUCCAGGAAUGGACCCAAGAGCCCAGGUCUCAAGAAGAAUGUGUGGGAAGUUCGCAAGAAAUGAAGGGACGUCCGACUGGAGAUAAACAUCUUAUCAUCUACAACGGCUGCACGCUUCAGCAGCCGCAAAAAACCGCGCUGCAGCAGCAGCAACUAAAGCGCAAAAAAAAAAAACACCCACGUUUGCGCUGUUUGCGCUUCGGCAUUCAGCCUACAUUGCUAUCCAACGCAAUAUACCCGGACCUCGCUUCGCACUCGCAAAACGAACGGCGCAUUUGGAGUUUCUAUUUUGGCAGCAUCGCGGUAAUAGCGGGCAUAAUUAUGGCUUUAUCGACGUUUGGUUAAGUUUGACGGGUUUACGAAUCAACCUCGCUCCGCCCUGGGUUAUACCUUUUCCCAUCUUACGAGCAAACGACGCAGGCAUCAUUAGC